Messenger RNA from Amphimedon queenslandica, 599 nucleotides. RefSeq lists its product as uncharacterized. The record is from RefSeq and is a predicted model, not a curated record. The transcript has 4 exons. Lineage: Eukaryota; Metazoa; Porifera; Demospongiae; Haplosclerida; Niphatidae. The coding region runs from base 69 to 593 and encodes 174 amino acids.
AAAAGGAGAAGAAAUAACAAAAAUAAUAGCAGAACUUGAAGCCUCCAUAGCAAAAUAUAAAGAAGAAUAUGCAAUGGUUUUAUCUGAUGCUAGUGUUAUUAAGAAUGAUUAGAAUAUACAUACAUGUAAUUGACCAAUCAGAUUACACCACUAAAAGUGUUUUAUUUCACUUAAAAACUCCCCGGGAACUCAUAGUAAACUCCCCGGGCUCUCAUAGUAAACCUCCUGGGUUUCUUAUUAAAUCCAUCGGAAUACCUGGCACUCCCCCAUCAUUGAUUUUGAAGUUAACAUUCAAGGAGAAUGGGUACUGUGGUCUAACAGGUCAAUACAGUGUUCUUAGAGCCAGUGAUGAUGAUGAUGAUACUCCCCCACCAGUACCAGCCUAUAAUCCUAAUGGAGUACAAGAAUACUCUGAACUGAAGAGAGAGGGAGAGAAAAAGAAUAAACAACAACAACAACAACAAGGAGCUGGUCCACUUUAUUCAACACUCAAUCAAGACUAUGAUACUCCUCCUCCUGUUCCUCCUGCCUAUAAUCCUGAGGGAGUACAGGAAUACUCUGUAUUGAAGAGAGAGGGAGAGGUCAGUGAUUAAUGAGGA